CUCUCGUCGAUCAUGCAGUCGUGGCGGCGCGACGAGGCGGCCGCGAGGCGCGAGGCGGAAGAGUUCGAGGCGCUCGCGCGGCGCGCCGCCCUGCCUGCCGCCGCCCUGCCUGCUGGCGCCGCCCGAAGCCGCCGCCGCGGGCGGAGGCGCGGCGGAGGCGCCGGCGGAGGCGGAGGUGCCGGCGUUCCUCCUCCCGAUCUCGACUACGCGCCGUGACCUCCGGUCGAGGUCACAUCGGCGAGCAAACCUCCGCUCUGGGACGCUGCACCGCCGGUGGCUCCUAACUAGCCGCAGCAGCAAGCCUUGUGUACAACUCCAGCUGCACUUCGUCUCCACUCGAUUCGCGCCCCCGUCUCGCCCCUCCUCGUGGGCGUGUGUCCACGCGACCGCUCCGACGUAUUCCGCGCGCUUUCUCUCUCGCCGAGGUGUCCGUGGGGGAAUACUCUUCCAUCUCUCUAGUCAUUACGGCUGGUGCUGUGCACA
Messenger RNA from Emiliania huxleyi CCMP1516, 483 nucleotides. RefSeq lists its product as hypothetical. The annotation marks the transcript as partial. The record is from RefSeq and is a predicted model, not a curated record. The transcript is spliced from 2 exons. Lineage: Eukaryota; Haptophyta; Isochrysidales; Noelaerhabdaceae.